Molecule: messenger RNA, 5336 nt
Organism: Bombus impatiens (common eastern bumble bee)
Lineage: Eukaryota; Metazoa; Arthropoda; Insecta; Hymenoptera; Apidae
Product: protein patched
Exons: 6
Coding region: 568-3690 (1040 amino acids)
Biological process (GO): smoothened signaling pathway
Cellular component (GO): plasma membrane
Molecular function (GO): hedgehog family protein binding; smoothened binding; hedgehog receptor activity
Source: RefSeq, a predicted model, not a curated record
CUUAGUCGCCAACUCAAUAGAAGCCUUAGGAAAUCACGUUAGGGAUUUCUUUGCCUGUUGAAAGAAUGAUUGCGAUUGAAAGGAAGAUUUCGGAAUGGAUGGUUGGUUUGGUGGGCCAGGAAAUGAUAAAAACGCGAUCGUAAGUGGAACGAUGGCAUAGGGUACUGCAGACCUCACACCGUGAUUUUAUGGGCACCUAUAAAAGGAGCAUAGCAGUGAGCACUUUAAACGAUCGCCGUUUAGUUGGUUGGACGUUGUCCAAUGGUUCGCUAUAUCAUGCCAAGAUAAAUAACGUGAACAGGAUGAACCGUGUCAAGUGUGCAGGGGCCUAACCUCUGUAACGAAUGCAUUGUGCUAGUCUGACGAUUCAUUAGUGUCCGUUUAAUGAGAAUCGAUAAAGAGAAUGAUGUUGCAGGUGGCAUUCCGGCUGAAAUAUUUCGUUUGCUCGAAAUACCCGUACAAUCAAUUGAUACGUUCGUUUCCUAUAGGCGCGAGCAAACAUAAAGUCAAAUAUACUAUUGAGAUAUGUGCUACACUGAAUUAGCCGCGUAGUUGUGGCACACAUAUAUGAGUAUGAACGUGUGUGGGAGUAUGUGCGUGCGCAGCGUCGCAAGAAACAGAAGAAUGCAACUGUUCCGUACGCGUGGUGGAAAAGAAGAUGGCGAGACAAAAAGAUUGCUAUGGGUACCAGACAUAGGAGCGGAAUUAACGGGAGGCUGUUACGGUUUCGCGGCCAAGUUUAUGCACUGGCCCGAGGAAUUACUCGUCGGUGGUGCUAAGCACAAUAAGACUGGUCACUUGACCCGUGCAGCUGCGCUUCAGACCGUUGUGCAGCUGAUGGGAGAACGAGAGCUUUACGAUUUCUUCGACAACACCUACAAGGUACAUAAUAUCGACUGGUCCCAGGAGAAGGCAUCGCAAGUACUUAAAACCUGGCAACGAGCGUUCAGCAAUCAAGUGAAGAAGCACCUGGGCGCGAAUGGCUCAGCGCCGUACAAUCUGUACGCGUUCAGCACAACCACCAUGAACGACAUACUUGGGAAGUACAGCGAGGUGUCCGUUAUGAAAAUCGCCAUAGGCUGCGCACUGAUGGUACUGUACGCGGGUAUAGUCCUUCUUCGAUGGAAGGAUCCAGUGCGUUCGCAAGCUGGCGUGGGCAUAGCCGGUGUAAUGCUCAUCUGCGCAACUGUGGCCGCUGGUUUGGGGUUCUGCGCCCUCCUGGGAAUCCCCUUCAACGCAGCCACCACUCAGAUCGUCCCUUUCUUAGCUCUAGGACUCGGUGUUCACGAUAUGUUCCUAUUAACUCAUACUUACGCUGAGCUCUCGGUAAACGAAGUGCCCAGUGGAGAACAGACAGGAGUGGUUUUAAAAAGGACCGGCCUAUCUGUCCUUCUAGCAGGAAUCAGCAACGUGUCAGCGUUCUUCGCUGCAGCGAUAAUCCCAAUUCCUGCACUCCGCGUGUUCUGCUUUCAAGCUGGUAUCUUGUUGCUUUUCAAUCUGGCCGCUAUGCUGCUUGUUUUCCCAGCUAUGGUAAGUUUGGACCUGAGAAGACGACGUUCAGGUCGUUCAGAUAUACUCUGUUGCUGCCUACCAUCGAACGCUGGCAGAAAUAAGUACGCCAAUAGAAUGAGCAAUGGUACCGCGAAGCAAACUGUAACGAGGGCGAUACCACCGGAACGCCGUGAAACCUGCACGCAAAUCUUGACAUCACAAAACGUGCAGAAUGAGUCCUGGGUCGGUGGAAAUAUCGAAGUGGACUUGGAUAAGCAGUGUAGCGAAGAAGACACCCUAACAGGAUGCAGCCAAGACGACUGUCUCACUUUCUCCUUAACCCAGUUAGCUGCGAAGCAUUAUGCUCCCUUCGUCACCAGACCAGCGACUAAGGUCUUUGGCAUGAUGAUUUUAAUCGCAGUUCUUGUUGGCUGUGUUUGGCAAGCUGUAAGGGUGAGCGAUGGUCUAGAGCUGACCGAUCUGGUCCCACAGAAUUCCAAUGAACAUGCUUUCUUAGCUGCCCAGGCAAAGCACUUUGGAUUCUACAAUAUGUAUGCUGUUACCCAGAGGGAAUUCGAGUACCCUAACAAUCAAAGAUUGUUGUAUGAGUAUCAUGAUGCCUUCAUGAGGAUAAAGAAUGUGAUCAAGAACGAUAACGGAGGAUUGCCCGAGUUUUGGUUAAGUUUGUUCAGGGACUGGUUGAAAGGACUGCAAAACGCGUUUGAUAGGGAUUAUAGCAAUGGAUGUAUUACACAGGAAAGGUGGUACAAGAAUGCUAGUGACGAGGCAAUUCUCGCUUACAAAUUGUUGGUACAAACUGGUCACGUAGACAAUCCUAUUGACAAAUCGUUAGUCACUCAAGUCAGGCUAAUCGAUUCAGAAGGGAUCAUCAAUCCAAGAGCGUUUUAUAAUUAUUUGAGUGCAUGGGUGUCAAACGAUGUUUUGGCUUAUGGUGCUUCUCAGGCCAAUUUAAGGCCAGAACCAAGGCAAUGGAUUUAUACUAAUGAUCAUGAAUUAAAGAUUCCAAAAAGCAUGCCUCUGACGUAUGCUCAGAUGCCAUUUUAUCUGCAUAAACUUACUGACACGCAAGAAAUUACAGAACUAAUUGGCAAUGUUAGAAAACUGUGCAAAAAAUUUGAGGAACGAGGACUACCAAAUUUUCCUUCUGGUAUACCAUUCCUCUUUUGGGAACAGUAUAUGGAUUUAAGAAAUUGUUUGGGUAUUGCUCUGUUAGCUGCUUUAACAGCCAGUGUUGCUGUCGUUGGAAUAUUAUUAUUGAAUUUCUGGGCAGCCUUGUUAGUCGGCACUUCUCUUGCUGCUGUGGUACUACAACUCUUUGGAAUCAUGGGCCUCUGCAAUAUAAAACUGAGCGCUGUUCCUGCUGUUCUGUUGGUCGUCAGCAUUGGAAUUGCUGUGCACUUUACAGUGCAUAUUUGUCUGAGUUUUGUUACGAGCAUUGGAAGCAGAGAUAGAAGGAUUCGGUUAGCUCUGGAGCACAUGUGCGCACCUGUAAUUCACGGAGCAAUAACAACUUUAUUAGCAGUCGUGAUGUUGGCCUUCUCCGAGUUCGACUUCAUCGUUCGGUAUUUCUUCUUGGUGUUGCUGUGUCUUAUUGGGAUCGGUUUGGUGAAUGGAUUAUUCUUUUUCCCCAUCCUGUUGUCUUUGAUCGGCCCAUCUCCAGAAGUAAUACCCAAUGACCAUCCGGAUCGUAUUUCUACGCCAACUCCACCUGCCUCGCCAAUCGUCAGAAGAUCGAAACCUCCUGCACCCCCCAGGAGAUCGUACAAAAUUGAUAACGCCAGGUUACACGCUGAACCAUCUCUCACUACCAUUACAGAGGAACCCAAUUCAUGGCACAGUACACAGGAGUCUUGUAUUAUUGUUCAGCCAGAGUUGAAGGUUGAAACGACAUCAACUUGUGGCAACCAGAACUGUAGCGGAUCAGAUACAAGUGGGUCUAGUCGAAUGUCACCAGUGACAUCUACGUCUCAUAUCACAACCAAGGUCACUGCGACGGCUAAUAUAAAGGUUGAAGUUCAUACACCGUUAACUAUAGGUACAGUGGAUCGUAGCGAAAAAUGCAGACACACGACUUCCAGUAGCCGAAGGAGCUCGCGCUGCAGUGCGAACGUUAAUGCUGGGGAGUCUUCCGGUUCCGGUUCUGAACCGGAUUCAGACACUAACCCAAAUAAACACUAAUAAUAAGUACCGGGAAGACCGGCAGCUGCUGCUCAAAUACCAUGCAAAGCGGGAACAUACAGAAGGCUGACUAGGAUAGAUUUAUAGUUUCUUUUCUUCUUUCUUUUCUUUAUACAUCGUAUGGCGAUGUGCGGGUACCCAAAGUUUAAAUAGCAAUGGCUUUAUUCGAGAUAAGUCCGCGUAAUGUUCUCACAUGACACGUUUCACCUCUCUCUUAAUCUUUUGUAAACUAGAUAUACGAACUAAUCUAUUCACUGCCCUUAUUUUAUAUAAAACACCGCGGACGAACAACGUGGAAAGCCAAUGAUCAGAGUUUACCAGGUACUCUCACAUCGUUAAUAACGCAAUGUGCUUGUCCUCUUUGAAUUAAAGAACAAAAGUAUUAUGACUCAGAAAUACUGAAUCGAUACACGCAGUGAUACAUUGUAUAUAAAUGUCCGCGAAGAUGCAUUUAUAUUUGUAUCGUACGUCCAAUGCGGGCCAUACGUACGAACAGAAUGUUCGUAAUUCACUUUCAACGCAUUGAACGUGUGAUAAAUUAUUGGGAUAUAUAUAUAUAUAUGUAUAUGUAUAUGUAUAUGUAUAAAAUGAUAUUUUUAACAAAUCUACUUAGGAGCAUGUCAAAGAAAAUGCUUUACUACACGCUCUGUGGUAUACGACAGUUUCCAUGAAACUAUAAGGAUAUUAUUUUAUGAACUAGAAAAAUUUCAACGUCUGUUCUAUAAUUGUUAAUAAUACGACGAAGAUUGAAAAACUGGAAAUGUUUCGGGUGUUUAUAGAACUUUUCCUAACAACUUAUUGUAAAGUCCGUUAUACAAAACAAACCUAUUAUUAUAUAGUAACAUAUUUUUGGAAACGUUUAUCCGUCAGAAAUAUAUAUGUAUAUAUAUAUUGAGACGUUUUCUUUUCUAGAAAAUACUAAUAGUAUUAUGCGCAUAAUAUGUAGUUUGAGAUUUUUGCGGACAAUACAUGACUUUCUUUUUGGGUCUAAUUACGUGCAGAUUAAUCGUUGGUACCCUUUUGGGUAUAUAGGUGACCGAAGGUUUACAGAUUACAUUUACGUAAUACUGUUUAGGGAGAACUUUCUAAUUUAGAAGUAAUUACGACGAUGUAGCUCUCUUGCGCCGUUUUUUUGCAACGACUACAAUGUGGUGCCUUGAAAAUGAUAAUAAAAUUUCGAGUAACUAUUUAUUUUAUACACUAACAGUUAUAGUGCAGUGUGUAUAUGACUUCGAGCGAUAUUAAAUUUAAAAUCUAUUUAUUAUUUAUUUCUACGUGUCUACUUUGAUAUCACGAUUAUUUAAAGCGUUUCGUUUUGUACAAUGCCUAUUUCAUAUGAUAAUUUGUAAAAAUACUUCAUUAUUUAUGUCACCCUAUAUAUUUUUAUAUAAAACCGUUACUUAAUUUAAUAAAAUAAGUCGAUCUAUCCGAUUCGUACCUCUUAUGUAAAAAGGUGUAAUAUAUUAUUCCACAGCCAAUAUGUAUGUAUGUUUAUGUUUUUUUUGUUAGGUAUGAGACAGAAUUAUGUACAAUAAGAGAAGUAUUUUUAUGUGAAGUCAAUCUUGUAAACAUACAGAAUGCAGAUAAGGUAUUUAAUGAAAGAAGACGUUCUAUUAGAGAUGUAGAAUCUUUAUUGUGCAUAAAAA